Gryllus bimaculatus (two-spotted cricket) is the source of this 1671-nucleotide messenger RNA. Lineage: Eukaryota; Metazoa; Arthropoda; Insecta; Orthoptera; Gryllidae. The record is from the annotation of a GenBank genome assembly.
AUGCCGGGCCGCUGCGGCAUCUGCACGCGCGGGCCCGACACGCCCCCGCCCCCGCCCGCGUCGCCCGUGGCGGCCAGCAGGCGGCGCAGCGGCGCGGGCCGCGAGAACGGGCUGACGGGCUGCGCGGGCGGGCCGGCGUCCAUGAGGCCGGCCUCGCGGCUGGGCAAGCGCCGCGUCCAGCCGGUGCCCGCGGCAUCGCACCCUGCUCUUGAGCCGCCAAACAGAGGCCCCAUCAGACACCGGGGUUUUAACUAUGAGAACGCGCCCGGGCUUGCCUUUUCUGCCCCCCAAGCCCGCCGAACGGCCGGCCUCAUGACGCCGGCCCACCCGCACCCGCGCAGCCCACGGGUUCAGCCCCGUUCUGCGCGCCCCGGCGCCCGCUUGGGGCAUUCGCCGCCUUUGGCCUGCUGGCCCCAGUUUGGGCGCGCUGGCACUUUUCGUACUGUCGUUUCUAUUUCCUGUGCGCUCGAUGCCGGAGUCCCACCAGCAGCAGCACAGAAGCACGUUCGCGCCAUCGCAGAACAUAGUUGUACAUAUCUUCACAACGAUCCGCUCUGUGACACCACCGAGAAGCGGCAGAGACCUUCCGACAGAGCCACCGCCGUCGGCGAGAGAGAAAGGUUUCGUGAUUUCCCCGCUGUGGGUUCAGGCGGCCGACAAAGACCGGUGGCGGCUAUCAAAAGGCAGGCUAUAGGCAAAGACCAGUUCCGAGGGGCGUUUAGUGUGAACGCUGCCAUUGAGAAAUGUGUUCUGAUUGCGGUGGUGUUGACGCGCUUCUGCGCUGCUGAGGCGGGCUUCAUCACGACUGCCACGGAACUCUACUACGCUGUGGAAUUGAAGAGGUCGGAGCACCGUACUGUUCGGCAGACGAGAUCCGUUGCUCACCAGAAGGGCGAGAUGGUGGUGAUGGAGAGGCGGUGGCCCGAAGGGAUGCCGUGCGACGAGAUGGCGUGCGAGGAUGCUAUAAAAUGGCGGAGAAGGAAUGCGCCUACCCCUGGCGGAGAGAAGAGCGCCUACCUGAGGCCCGCGUUCUGUUGCUGGCGCGCUCUGGCGCUGCGCGCCGCCGCUCCCCCUGGCCGCACGCUGUUUUGGGGAGACGGUCGGGGAUGGCACGAGGAGAGGCCCGCAGUGCAGACGGCGGGCCUCUUCGUGGGCUGGUGGGGUGGUGGGGCGGAGAGCGAGAGGUGGCUUGCCGGUGAGCGGGGUGACGGGGCUGACGGGGAUGAGGGGGUUGGGGCUGCUCGGGACGGUGGUGAGCGUCCUGGGAGGCAGGCGCGUGGGUUGGAGGCCGGUGCGGCGCGGCUGGCGGCGGGCGCCGUGGGCGUUCUCGUGGUGGGUGAGACGGGUGGCUUGGAGACGGCAGUGAAAGCCUUGGCCGUGAGGGCGGUGCUCCGCGGCCCCAUCGUCACCUCGAUCAUCUUGGUCGUGGCUUUGGUCGCGGCCGGCUUGUGCUUCUGGGGCGGGGCGGCGCCGAUGGCCACCAGCGUGGCCGAGGUGGAGCUGGGGCACGCGGUGGCGGACGGGGAAGAGGUCGGCGAGUUGGAUAACGGAGUCCACGCCGGCAUCCCACUCGCCUUCGCGGACGCCUCCAGCGCACUCUCUAUGAGCUGCAAGCACAGGAAGCAUAAUGCAGGUUUAAUUCAGCAAUGUGCACAUGGCUAUAAUUCUUGA